UUUUGUAUGAUAAAUAAUUGAAUAGUAAAGAAUUAUUCAAAAUAAGAAAAUGAUCAAUCUAUAUAUAUAAAUUUGAUACAUAAAAUUAUUAUUAAGUUAGGUUAUAUCAUGAAUUAUUAUUCAAGAAUAUUUUUGAUAAUAAGGAAUUUACAUACUUAUUCUACAUUAUUUCGAGAAACACCACAAAAUUUAAAAGGAAAAAAGCAUAGUUCACAAUUAUGGCUUACAAGACAAAUAGAAGAUCCUUAUGUGGAAUUGGCUAAACGAGAAAAUUAUAGAUGUAGAAGUGCAUAUAAAUUGUUAGAAAUUAAUGAAAGAUUUAAGAUAUUGGAACCAGGAAAAAUUGUAAUUGAUUGUGGAGCUGCUCCUGGUAGUUGGACUCAAGUUGCUGUUAAAUUGACAAAUGCAAAUGCUAAACAAAAAAGUGCUAUUGGAACUGUUUUAGGAAUAGAUAAACAACCAAUUUAUCCUAUCGAAGGUGCAACUUUAUUAAGUGGUAUGGAUUUUAUGGCUGCAACAUCUCAAAAUAAAAUCUUAAACAUUUUAAAUGGUCGAAAAGUGAAUGUAUUUUUAUCAGAUAUGGCACCAAAUGCAUCUGGUAUAAGAGAUUUAGAUCAUGAAAAUAUAAUGAAACUUGUAUACAGUGCUUUAAAAUUUGCUUUACAAAUUAUUCAUAUAAAUGGAAUAUUUGUUUGUAAACUAUGGGAUGGUAAGAAAUCUUUACAAUUGGAGAAAGAUCUGACAAGAUUUUUUAAAUAUGUAAAAAAUAUAAGACCAAAAGCAACAAGAGAUGAGUCUACUGAGAAAUUUCUUAUUGCUCGGGAAUUCAAAGGGAUAAAAAGUACAUCCAGUAAUGCAACGUAACAUGCAAUUUCUUUAACAAUUAAGUUAUGUACAAUAAAAAAUUACAAUUACAACGUAACAUGCAGUUUCUUUAACAAUUAAGUUAUGUACAAUAAAAAAUGCUUAAUGAAUAAAA
Molecule: messenger RNA, 979 nt
Organism: Apis mellifera (honey bee)
Lineage: Eukaryota; Metazoa; Arthropoda; Insecta; Hymenoptera; Apidae
Gene: Mrm2
Product: rRNA methyltransferase 2, mitochondrial
Exons: 1
Coding region: 109-864 (251 amino acids)
Biological process (GO): RNA methylation
Cellular component (GO): mitochondrion
Molecular function (GO): rRNA (uridine-2'-O-ribose)-methyltransferase activity
Source: RefSeq, a predicted model, not a curated record